Messenger RNA from Pyrus x bretschneideri (Chinese white pear), 1243 nucleotides. Its product is annotated as uric acid degradation bifunctional protein TTL. The coding region runs from base 90 to 1094 and encodes 334 amino acids. Gene Ontology annotation, molecular function: hydroxyisourate hydrolase activity; carboxy-lyase activity. The transcript has 5 exons. Gene Ontology annotation, biological process: purine nucleobase metabolic process. NCBI's taxonomy places the organism in Eukaryota, Viridiplantae, Streptophyta, Magnoliopsida, Rosales, Rosaceae. The record is from RefSeq and is a predicted model, not a curated record.
CAAACGCAACUGUUUGUUGUGCUGCCCAGAAUCAGUGUCGUAGUAUCAGAGAGAGUUUUCAAUUUCUCAUCUUUUGAAGGAAAGGAGAAAUGGGAUUGAAAUUUGAGGAGGAGGACUUCUUAGCUUGCUGCGCAAGCACCAAAUUCGCCAAAGAAAUGGCGGAGGCGUCCCCUUUCUCAUCUCUCGACGAAGCUGUGACUGCCGCCAGAGACAUUUGGUUCAACAAGGUCGAUGUCAAUGGCUGGCUCCAAUCGUUCUCCGCUCAUCCUCAAAUCGGAAACUCGCCUUCGCCUUCUUCUCACUCCACCUCUGCUCAGUGGAGUAAGGGAGAGCAGGCAACUGCUGUAGCAACUGCCACUAGUUCUAGCUUGCAGGAACUGGCUGAAUGGAAUGCUAAAUACAGGCAGAAGUUUGGUUUUGUAUUUCUUAUUUGUGCAUCUGGAAAGAGUUCUGAUGGGAUACUUGCUGAGUUGAAGAAACGAUAUCCAAACAGGCCAAUAGUUGAGUUCGAGAUUGCAGCUCAGGAGCAGAUGAAAAUAACAGAGCUACGCCUUGCGAAGCUCUUUGCAGCAAAAGAAAAUGUUACUUCCACAGGCAACAAGAAUCCCACAAUUGUUGCAAAGAAAGCGGAAGAAGAUCGUGUGAGCAUUAUUGGAGGGCAUUUAACUGCUACUGCUUCUGAAGCUUCAUCAGUAAAAACUUCUCAAGCUCCAACUCGAACCCGUCCACCCAUCACAACCCAUGUCUUGGAUGUUUCUCGAGGAUCUCCAGGUGCUGGAAUUGAAGUGUGUUUAGAAAUGUGGAAGGGUGUUCAACCUCGUCCGGUGUUUGGCGAGUCAAAUGCAGGUGGUUGGGUAUUUCAAGGGUCUUCGACUACUGAUAAUGAUGGACGAAGUGGUCAAUUGAUGAGCAUCGUUGAUGUGGUGAACCCGGGCAUAUACAGGAUAAACUUUAACACAGGUAAGUACUGCCCAAGCGGGUUCUUCCCUCAUGUUUCUAUCGUGUUUGAGAUCAGAGAGUCACAGAAAUUGGAACAUUUUCAUGUUCCUCUGCUGCUGUCGCCUUUCUCAUUCACAACAUACCGUGGAAGCUAGACGUGUGUGUAGUUCAGUCGAUGAAUAAAUUGUCUGUAAUUUUACUUGAGAUUGAACUAUGUAUUAAAUAUAUCUGAAAGUAAUAUCGAUCUCCAUGUGUUAGUGGUGAUAAUAUGAACAAAGAUAAUGUGAAUGGCAGUUUCCUUGUA